Messenger RNA from Dentiscutata erythropus, 447 nucleotides. The record is from the annotation of a GenBank genome assembly. NCBI's taxonomy places the organism in Eukaryota, Fungi, Glomeromycota, Glomeromycetes, Diversisporales, Gigasporaceae.
AUGUUGGUUUUCUUGUUUUUCUAUGAAAUUGAAGAAUCGACCAUUGUUAAUUGCUGGAACAAAACAGGAAUUCUUCCUUUAUUAUUGGAUACCAAAAUUAAUGAUUCUACCUUUGCUGUUCAAGACUUAAAAGAUUUAGAAAAGGAUGAUGUUGAUAAAUUAAUCGUAGAUUUAACAACAAAUUUGUCAAACCUGACAUUCAAAUGUCAGUUAAAUGAAUUUAAUUAUAUGAAUGAUUCUCAAAUUCUUACUGAAGAUUUUCUUAACGAAGAAGAAAUUGUUAAUAUUAUACUGGAUGAACAACAGGAAUUUGAAGAAGGUGAUGCAAGUGACACUAAUAAGGAACUACCCAAAAAUCCUAUCAUAGAAGGCUUGAAUAGAUUAACAAAAUUUAUUAAUUUUGUUGAGCAACAAAAAAGUUGCGAUUUUAAUAUAGAAGAUCUUAAA